This is a messenger RNA of Oryza sativa Japonica Group (Japanese rice), 1512 nucleotides long. Its product is annotated as myb family transcription factor PHL7. Gene Ontology annotation, molecular function: DNA binding; DNA-binding transcription factor activity. The record is from RefSeq and is a predicted model, not a curated record. NCBI's taxonomy places the organism in Eukaryota, Viridiplantae, Streptophyta, Magnoliopsida, Poales, Poaceae.
AAAGAAAGAAAGAGAAAAAAAAAAAAUCCCCCCAAAUCCCAAGGCCUCCCUCUCCUCUCUCUCUCUCGCUCUCCCCUCCCCGCGCGUCGCUUUCGCCGGACACCACCGCCCCCCGCCGCUUUCCCCUCCUCUCCUCUCCUCGCGUCGCCUCCUUCCUUCCCUUUUUGACCCCCCCAAUUCCCAACUGGGAAUCCCCCCUCGGACGGCGGCGGAAGCGGAAGCAGCAGAGGAGAGCAUCUGGUUCCCCUGCGCUGCCCGCUUUUUGGUGGUGGUGGCGGCGGCCGGCGGCGGAUCGCUGCCUCGCCGUGCCGGUAAGUAAGGAAUCGAGGCUCCUGUUGAGAAACUCUACUACUCCACCAUACAAUUAUGCUAGUUAUAGAACAACCACAUUCUCAUGAUGUACCAUGCAAAGAAGUUCUCUGUACCCUUUGGACCGCAGAGUACACAGAGUAACGAGCAUAUGAGUAAUAUUGGAGCUUUUGGCGGGUCAAACAUGGGCAGCCCUGCUAAUCCUGCAGGGAGUGGGAAACAACGGCUACGUUGGACCUCAGAUCUCCAUAACCGCUUUGUGGAUGCUAUUGCUCAGCUUGGUGGACCUGAUAGAGCAACACCUAAAGGGGUUCUCACUGUAAUGGGUGUUCCUGGGAUCACAAUUUAUCAUGUGAAGAGCCAUUUGCAGAAAUAUCGCCUUGCAAAGUACAUACCAGAAUCUCCUGCUGAAGGCUCAAAAGACGAAAAGAAGGAUUCUAGCGAUUCCCUCUCUAACACAGAUUCUGCACCAGGAAUGCAAAUCAAUGAAGCUUUGAAGAUGCAAAUGGAGGUCCAGAAGCGACUCCAUGAACAACUUGAGGUGCAAAGGCAGCUGCAGCUGAGAAUUGAAGCACAAGGGAAGUACUUGCAGAUGAUCAUAGAGGAGCAGCAAAAGCUCGGUGGAUCACUCAAAGCUUGUGAGGAGCAGAAGCUACCGCAUUCACCACCAAGCUUAGAUGACUACCCAGAUAGCAUGCAGCCAUCUCCAAAGAAACCCAAGAUGGACAACCUGUCACCUGAUUCGGUACGGGAUGUGACACAGUCAGAUUUUGAAUCCCAUUUGAUUGGUCCUUGGGAUCAAGAGGCUGCAUUCCGAGUGGAUGAAUUUAAAGCUGACCCUGGUCUGAACAAAUCAUAAAGCAAAACCUCACUCAUCGGAAAUUCUUGAUCCAAGAUGUUAACCUCCACUGCGGGCCGAUCGCAUGUGAAUAUAUAUCCUCUUAACAACAGAGCGAGCCUUGUAAGGAUCUUUGGAUCCACAUCUGAUUCCUUCACCACGGCCAGGUGUUGUCGUCACUGUAGUAUUCAUCAUCAUCAUACAGCUCUUGUAAUUAUCAGGAUGUCCUAAAAGCCCUAGCAAGCAAUUUUCCUUCUUUUGAAGGGAAAUUGCCCUGAGUUGAAUCAUGUAGCCAGAAAGAGUACACAUUUACACGCAAUACAUUUGCUGUGAAGAGGGUGUGCCUCCCUGAAGUUAUAUGUGAA